AUGUCAUUGACAGAUUCAAAACGUCUGGCGGCUUAUAAAGCUGUUGAUACCCAUUUAAAUUCUGCUACAAGAAUAAUUGGAAUUGGAUCAGGUUCAACCGUUGUUUUCGUUGUUGAACGUAUUGUACAAAGAGGAAAUGUUAAAAAGAAUAAGUUGGAUGGAAAAAACGAAAACUCAAACCAAGUUUUAGAGGAACUGGAUUUGGCUCAAUGUGUUUUUGUACCAACAAGUUUUCAAAGUAGACAAUUAAUUAUCGAUAAUGGAUUAAAUUUGGGAGAGAUUGACCAGUACCAAGAAAUUGACAUUACAAUUGAUGGCGCUGAUGAAGUCGAUGAAAAUCUAAAUGCAAUUAAAGGUGGUGGUGCUUGCCAUUUACGAGAAAAAGUUGUAGCAGAAAGUUCCAAAAAAUUUAUAAUUGCUGCGGAUUAUACUAAAAAGUCUACUGUUCUUGGCGAAAAGUGGAUCCAAGGCAUUCCAAUAGAAGUAAUCCCGUUCUGUUACUCCUUAGUCCUUAACUCUCUUAGGCUUCUAGGUUGUCAAAAUCUAAAUCUUCGUAUGGGAAAAAAUAAAGCAGGUCCUAUUAUUACAGAUAAUGGAAACUUUGUUAUAGAUGCAUAUUUUGGUAAAUUGGAUGGGCAACAAUUUCUUGGAAGUGAUAAAUUUAUGUUCAUUAAUUCACCUUCAGAGGUUUUAAAACGAAUUAAACUGUUAACUGGUGUUGUAGAAGUUGGAUUAUUUGUUGGGAUGGCAGAAAUUGCUUACUUUGGCGAAGAUGAUGGUCACAGCGUUAGUAUUUUGAAAAAAUGA
This is a messenger RNA of Racocetra persica, 807 nucleotides long. The record is from the annotation of a GenBank genome assembly. Lineage: Eukaryota; Fungi; Glomeromycota; Glomeromycetes; Diversisporales; Gigasporaceae.